Molecule: messenger RNA, 1934 nt
Organism: Psylliodes chrysocephalus
Lineage: Eukaryota; Metazoa; Arthropoda; Insecta; Coleoptera; Chrysomelidae
Source: the annotation of a GenBank genome assembly
AAUUCGUCCGUCAUUGAAAAGCUAUCGGACAAGUUGGUCGCGCAUUCGGAUAAGACCUACCUGUGGUAGUGCAUUGUGCAUCACUCAAUUUCGUUUCUGAACCCGUGAUCGGUGGUAACACGAAGACGCGGGAUAAUUUAAACAGUACACUUCAUUAAAUAAUAUCGAAAAAUAAUUUAAUUUAUUUUAAAUACGCAACAAGAGGCUAGUGGAAAAACUAGAUUUCGUAUAGUUUUUUUUUGAAUUAAGUGAAUUUUAGUUGACCCAUUGUGCCCAAUAAAGAAACGCUACAGGAUGACCAUGUCAGAUCCCUUAUUAUUGGGCGACGACUACUUGCCCGAAGCCAUAAACUCCGAUUCAGUAGACCCAAAUAACCUUACCCAGAUCCAAGAAUUCUACAAGGAUACCAAUAUCUUCAUCACCGGUGCCACAGGCUUUUUGGGAAAGAUCUUAUUAGAAAAACUACUUAGAUCAUGCCAACAUCUAUCUACAAUAUACAUUUUAGUAAGGAACAAGAAAGGAAAGAAAAUGCACACCAGGGUCGAUGAAAUUUUUGACGAAGUCAUCUUCGAUAGAUUGAAGAAGGAAAAUUCGAAAUUUCGACACAAGGUCGUUGGAAUAGCCGGCGAUUGUUCGCUACCUAACUUGGGUAUUUCAUUAGAAGAUAGACAGACUUUAAUAGAACAGGUUAACAUAGUAUUCCACGUAGCAGCUACAGUACGAUUCGACGAAAAAAUAAAAACAGCGGUAGAUAUAAAUGUUAGAGCCACACAAGAUAUGCUUCGCCUUGCCCAAGAAAUGCCAAAACUCAAAUCAUACAUCCACGUUUCCACUGCCUACGCUAAUUGUCCUGAAAAAGUUAUAGAAGAAAAGCUUUAUCCGCCUGCAAUGGACUAUAGGAAACUUAUAGUGAUGACGGAUACGCUUUCUGAAAAAUUACUAGAAAAUUUGACUCCUGCGAUUUUAGAAAAUUAUCCAAACACAUAUGCUUACACCAAACAAAUUGCCGAACACGUCGUUCAAGAUUUAGGAAAAGAUCUCCCAGUUGGAAUCACCAGACCUGCAAUAGUUGUAUCUACAGCGAGAGAGCCAGUCCGCGCCUGGAUAAAUAACAUGUACGGAGCCACUGGAGUAGUCGCGGGAGCUGGUGUAGGACUAUUAAGAACUUUACAUUGUGAUAAGGACUGUAACGCAAAUAUUGUGCCCGUUGACAUGUGCGUAAACUCGAUGAUAUCUGCAGCUUGGGACGUCAACGAACUAUUUGUAAAUGCCAAAAAUAAUGGAAAACGUUUAGAAAUUCCUGUAUUUAAUUUCGAAAGCAGUAACGAUUGCCCUAUAACGUGGGAUUAUUUCAUGAAUAUGUCAAAGGCAUACGGAAUGAGUACACCUUCAAUAAGAGCAAUAUGGUAUUUUUGCUUUAUCUUAGAGAAAAAUUUCUUACUUUACACCAUCUAUACUUUCCUUUUACACACAGUUCCUGCGUUUAUAGUAGAUGCCGUUCUUGUUUGUGUCGGCAAAAAACCAAAAAUGUUUAAAGUAUAUUCAAAAAUUCAUAAAUUUAGUAGAGUUUUAUCCUACUUUGCCACACAAACGUGGAUCUUCAAGUCUGAAAACGUCCAACGGGUGUGUAGAAAAAUGAGCGACAGAGAUAACGAGAUUUUCUUUAGCGAUUUGAAGCAACUCGAUUGGGAAAAAUAUCUUAAAGUUUACAUUAGAGGAAUCAGAGUAUUUCUGGUGAAUGAUCCAAUGGAUUCUUUACCCGCUGCUAGAAUUAAAUGGAGAAGGUUAUACUGGGCCCAUCAAAUAACAAAAGCAGUACUGGGAUUUUUAGCUUUAAGAAUUCUAUGGACCUUAGUGUUCUUCGUUUAUAGUCAUAUUUAUUAAAUUAUACACCCUUAUUUAUGUAAAACAAAUAAACACAUUUUAACGUUUUA